Messenger RNA from Syngnathus acus (greater pipefish), 6848 nucleotides. RefSeq names its product EMAP like 5 (gene eml5). NCBI's taxonomy places the organism in Eukaryota, Metazoa, Chordata, Actinopteri, Syngnathiformes, Syngnathidae. The transcript is spliced from 45 exons. Gene Ontology annotation, molecular function: microtubule binding. The coding region runs from base 305 to 6253 and encodes 1982 amino acids. The record is from RefSeq and is a predicted model, not a curated record.
AAAGGAUUUGACAGGAGCUUUGACCUGUGUGGAUGAGGAGGAUCGCGACACGGAGCCGAACAAGUAUGCUCCCACUCCCACUCUCACAAACUCGGAUUUCUAAACUGCUUCUCGAAUAGCCAAAGAGUGGUUGCACCCUGUGUGAAGGAUUAUUGCAACCUGCAAAAAUGGCACAUUUUACGCUCGCCCCGGACUGGUGAAAAACGCCGGGGAACUGAUGGGAGCCACGGACUUAAAUUAAAUCCUCCUCGGUGAAUGCCACUGAGAAUCUCCUACGUGACAGAAACCGAGACCAAGUGCGGAUAUGGCUGACAGGACUGCUCCAAACUGCCACCUGAGACUGGAGUGGGUCUACGGAUACCGGGGACACCAGUGCCGCAACAACCUCUACUACACAGCCGCCAAGGAGAUCGUCUACUUCGUGGCCGGCGUGGGAGUGGUGUACAACACCCGAGAGCACAAGCAGAAAUUCUACCUGGGACACAACGAUGACAUUAUCAGUUUAGCUCUACAUCCCGAGCGUGUGUUGGUGGCCACGGGGCAGGUGGGCAAGGAGCCGUACAUCUGCGUGUGGGACUCCUACACUGUGCAGACGGUGUCCAUCCUCAAAGAUGCCCACAGUCAUGGCGUUGCCUGCUUGGCCUUUGACCUUGAAGGACAGUGCUUGGUGUCCGUUGGUUUGGACUCUAAAAACACAAUCUGCGUGUGGGACUGGAGGAGAGGGAAGGUUCUGGCUGCGGCGCCGGGUCAUACAGACAGGAUAUUUGACAUAUCUUGGGAUUUGUACCAGCCCAACAAGCUCGUAAGCUGUGGAGUCAAACACAUCAAGUUCUGGAGCUUAUGCGGCAACGCUCUCACGCCCAAACGUGGAGUUUUCGGCAAGACUGGGGAUCUCCAAACCAUCCUGUGCCUGGCUUGCGCCAAGGAUGAGGUCACGUAUUCCGGUGCCUUGAACGGCGACAUCUACGUGUGGAAAGGGAUCAAUCUGAUGAGGACUGUGCAAGGGGCGCAUGGGUCAGGGAUUUUCAGCAUGAACGCUUGCGAAGAGGGUUUUGCCACCGGGGGACGAGAUGGUUGCGUCCGCCUGUGGGAUCUCAACUUCAAACCAAUUACUGUCAUUGAUCUCAGGGAAACGGAGCAAGGAUAUAAAGUAGCUAGAAGCGAAAAUAGCAGAGGGCUGUCUGUCCGUAGUGUUUGCUGGCGGGGAGACCACAUCCUGGUGGGCACGCAAGACAGUGAGAUCUUCGAGGUGGUGGUCCACGACCGCAACAAGCCUUUCCUUAUCAUGCAGGGUCACUGUGAGGGCGAGCUGUGGGCGUUGGCCGUGCACCCCACCAAGCCUCUUGCUAUGACAGGCAGUGACGACCGCUCAGUCAGGAUCUGGAGCCUUAUCGAUCAUGCAUUAAUAGCUCGCUGUAACAUGGAGGAGCCGAUCCGCUGUGCCGCUGUCAGCACUGAUGGCAUUCAUUUAGCCUUGGGAAUGAAGGAUGGCUCGUUCACCGUUCUCCGAGUCAGAGAUAUGACAGAAGUGGUCCACAUCAAGGACAGGAAAGAGGCUAUCCAUGAGCUGAAGUAUUCCCCCGAUGGUGCCCAUUUGGCUGUCGGCUCCAAUGACAACUCAGUGGACAUUUAUGGUGUUGUGCAGAGGUACAAGAAAGUAGGAGAGUGCAUUGGCUCCAACAGCUUCAUCACGCACAUGGACUGGUCUACGGACAGCAAGUUCCUCCAGUCGAACGAUGGCAGCGGCAGGAGACUCUUUUAUAGGAUGCCAAGUGGUAAGGAGGUGACCAAUAGGGAGGAGCUAAAGUUGGUUCAGUGGGCAUCAUGGACAUGUGUGCUGGGCCCUGAGGUCAACGGAAUCUGGCCCAAAUAUUCUUCUGUCAAUGAUAUUAACUCAGUGGAUGCUAACUUCAACAAUCAAGUCUUAGUAACAGCCGAUGACUACGGAUUAGUCAAACUUCUACGAUACCCGUGUAUAAAAAAAGGUGCAAAAUGUAAAAAAUAUUUAGGUCACUCGGCUCAUAUUACCAAUGUAAGAUGGUCACAUGACUACCAGUGGGUGAUAAGCAUCGGUGGAGCGGAUCAUUCGGUCUUCCAAUGGAAGUUUGUUCCAGAGAGAAAGUCCAAAGAAGUUCUGCAUAUUGCACCACAAGAGACUUUGGCAGACUCCAACAGCGAAGAGUCAGACUCUGAUCAGUCAGAUGUGCCUGAGAUGGACUCGGAAAUCGAGCAGGAGACUCAGCUUACGUAUAGAAGACAGGUUUAUAAAGAAGACCUACCUCAGCUCAAAGAGCAGUGCAAAGAGAAAGAUCGAGCAAUCGCGUUGAAGAAGAGAGAGCGAGCGCCUGGGAGUGGAUUGAAGCUGCAUUUUAUUCAUGGCUACAGGGGCUAUGAUUGCAGAAGUAAUUUGUUCUAUACCCAGACCGGUGAAAUUGUCUACCAUGUGGCCGCUGUUGGGAUCGUUUACAACAGACAGCAGAACACCCAAAGGUUCUACAUGGGCCACGAUGACGAUAUUCUCUGUCUGGCCAUCCAUCCCCUCAAGGACUUUGUAGCAACAGGCCAGGUUGGUCGAGAUUCCUGCAUCCAUAUAUGGGACCCAGAAACAUUGAAACCGAUGUCUGUGUUGAAGGGUUUUCACCAGCUUGGAGUGUGCUCUUUGGACUUUUCAGCGGAUGGCAAGCGCUUGGCCUCAGUGGGCUUGGAUGACAAUCACACCAUUGUGCUUUGGGACUGGAGAAAAGGGGAAAAGCUCUCAGCUAUGUGUGGAAGCAAAGACAAGAUCUUUGUCGUGAAAAUAAAUCCCUACCUACCUGACAAGCUCAUCACCGCCGGUGUAAAACAUAUGAAGUUUUGGCACAAAGCUGGUGGUGGACUAAUUGGGCGCAAGGGGAGCAUGGGCAAGACGGAGACGAUGAUGUGCGCUGCCUACGGUUGGUCGGAGGAGAUGGUCUUCUCGGGCACGUGCACGGGUGAUAUUUGCAUCUGGAGGGACAUGUUCUUGAUGAAGACCGUCAAAGCCCACGACGGCCCCGUCUUCAGCAUGCACGCUCUGGAAAAGGGAUUCGUGACCGGAGGGAAGGAUGGUAUAGUCGCACUCUGGGAUGACACGUUUGAAAGAUGCCUCAAGACUUAUGCCAUCAAGAGGGCGGUACUAGCUCCAGGCUCCAAGGGCUUGCUUCUGGAAGACAACCCAUCCAUACGUGCCAUUUCUCUGGGCCACGGCCACAUUCUUGUGGGAACGAAGAAUGGAGAGAUUUUGGAGGUGGACAAAAGUGGGCCCAUUACUCUGCUGGUCCAGGGUCACAUGGAAGGUGAAGUCUGGGGUCUCGCCACCCAUCCCCAUCUCCCCUUGUGUGCUACUGUCAGUGAUGACAGAACGCUGCGCAUAUGGGACCUCUCCCCCAGUCACUGCAUGUUGGCAGUGCGCAAGCUCAGGAAAGGUGGCCGCUGUUGCUGCUUCUCCCCUGACGGCAAAGCCUUGGCGGUGGGUCUCAACGACGGCAGCUUUCUCAUCGUCAAUGCAGAUACUUUGGAAGACCUUGUGUCCUUCCAUCACCGCAAGGACAUCAUCACGGACAUUAAAUUUUCUCCAGUUUCUGGCAAGUACCUUGCGGUGGCAUCAGCAGACACAUUUGUGGAUAUUUACAAUGUGAUGAACAGCAAACGGGUUGGAGUAUGCAAAGGGUGCCUCAACUCCAUCACCCACUUGGAUUGGGAUAGGAGAGGGAAACUACUUCAAGUCAAUACCAGUGCCAAAGAGCAGUUUUUCUUCGAGGCGCCUCGAGGCAAGAGGCAGACUAUCCCGGUCACUGAGGUGGAGAAGGUCGACUGGUGUUCGUGGACCUGUGUCCUCGGUACCUCUGUUGAAGGCAUCUGGCCUGUGAUCGGCGAGGUGACAGAGGUGACCUCCGCUUGUCUUAGUCAUGAGAAGAAGGUGCUCGCCACAGGAGACGAUUUAGGAUACAUCAAACUUUUCAGAUACCCCGUUAAAGGCAAGUAUGCAAAGUUCAAACAGUAUGUGGCACACAGCACGCAUGUUACAAAUGUGCGGUGGAGCCACGAGGACAGUCUAUUGGUGACGGCUGGCGGCGGGGAUACGUGCCUCAUGAUCUGGGCCCAUGAGUCCGAGACCCACAGGGAGCUCAGACAGUGUGACAGCGAGGAGUCAGACAUCGAGAGUGAAGACGAUGGAGGUUAUGAUAGUGAUGUCACAAAAGAGAAUGAGAUCAACUAUACCAUCAAGGCCUUAUCCACCAACAUGCGCCCCAUGACUGGUGUAAAACCCCACCUGCAAUUGAAAGAGCCUUCUGUGGAUGAGAGACAAGGUGUGGUCAGAGGUUCCAGACCUCCUGUUAGCAGAGCCCUGCCACUGCCCGAGAAGCUGCAGACCAACAAUGUCGGCAAAAAGAAGAGACCCAUUGACGACCUGGUGUUGGAUCUGGUGUUCGGUUACCGUGGCAACGACUGUCGCAAUAACGUGCAUUACCUGAAUGAAGGGGCGGACAUCAUUUACCACACGGCCUCGGUUGGCAUCGUGCUCAACUUGACCACCUCCUGCCAAAGUUUCUAUGUUGAACACAGCGAUGACAUUCUGUGCCUGACAAUCAAUCAACAUCCGAAAUUCCCCAACGUGGUGGCAACUGGCCAAGUAGGUGACACUGGUGAUAUGUCAGCCACGUCUCCGUCGAUUCACGUGUGGGACGCUAUGACCAAGCAGACGUUAUCGGUACUGCGCUGUUUCCAUUCUGGAGGCGUGUGCUCCGUCAGCUUCAGCGCCACGGGCAAGCUUCUUCUGUCUGUGGGCCUGGACUCGGAACACACCAUCACCAUCUGGAAGUGGCAGGAAGGUGCCAAAGUGGCCAGUCGGAUGGGUCACACGCAGAGAAUCUUCGUGACUGAGUUCCGUCCAGACUCGGACACUCUUUUUGUUUCAGUGGGAAUCAAACACGUGCGCUUCUGGACACUAGCCGGGCGAGCUUUGCUUAGCAAGAAAGGAGUGCUGAGCUCCAUCGAGGACGCCCGAAUGCAAACCAUGCUGUCUGUCGCUUUUGGAGCGAAUAACUUAACAUUUACAGGUACCAUAAGUGGAGAUGUAUGUGUGUGGAAAGAUCACAUUCUUGUAAGGAUAGUGGCCAAAGCUCACACGGGCCCCGUGUUCACCAUGUACACAACCUUGAGAGAUGGCCUCAUUGUCACUGGAGGCAAGGAAAGGCCGUCAAAGGAAGGAGGAGCUCUCAAGCUCUGGGAUCAGGAGUUGAAACGAUGCCGAGCUUUUCGAUUAGAAACCGGACAGGUUAUUGAUUGUGUGCGGUCUGUCUGCAGAGGAAAGGGUAAAAUCCUGGUUGGAACCAGGAAUGCAGAGAUCAUUGAGGUCGGGGAGAAGAAUGCGGCAUGCAAUAUUUUAGUGAACGGUCACAUGGACGGGCCAAUUUGGGGAUUGGGGACACAUCCGACUAGAGAUGUCUUUCUGUCUGCUGCGGAGGAUGGGACCGUUCGACUAUGGGACAUUCCGGAGAAGAAGAUGCUGAAUAAGGUGAACUUAGGUCACCCGGCAUGCACCAUCAGCUACAGUCCUGAGGGAGACAUGGUGGCCAUCGGCAUGAAGAACGGAGAGUUCAUCAUCCUGCUGGUUGCGUCUCUCAAAAUCUGGGGCAAGAAAAGAGACCGCCGUUCCUCUAUCCAGGAUAUUAGGUUCAGUCCAGAUUCCCGCUACCUGGCCGUCGGCUCUUGCGAAAGCGCCGUGGACUUCUACGACCUGUCACUCGGGCCGCAGUUAAACCGCAUCAACUGUUGCCGGGACAUCCCCAGCUUCGUCAUGCAGAUGGACUUCUCUGCGGACAGCAUGUACAUCCAAGUAUCCACUGGUGCUUACAAGAGGCUGGUGUAUGAGGUGCCGUCGGGGAAGCAGAUCACGGAGCAAACCCACAUUGACAGAAUUACCUGGGCCACCUGGACCAGCGUCCUCGGCGACGAGGUGGUCGGCAUCUGGUCGCGGAACACAGACAAAGCAGACGUCACCUGCGCCUGCGUGUCCCACUCAGGCCUUAACGUCGUCACAGGCGAUGACUUUGGAAUGGUCAAACUCUUUGACUUUCCAUGUCCGGAGAAGUUUGCAAAACAUAAACGCUUUUUGGGCCAUUCGGCUCACUUGACAAAUAUUCGCAUCACAAAUGGAGACCGCUUUGUGGUGAGCGCUGGUGGAGAUGACCGAAGCCUCUUUGUGUGGAGGUGUGUCCACGCCCCCCAUUGAAGGUGACAUCCUAACCAACUGGCUUGUCGCCUCCCGCCGUGUCUCUCCAGUCAAGCGUAAAAGCUGCAUUUAAAAAAAAAGCAGGAGCAGGCCUGGCGGGCCCCAACGUGAGGAAUAAGUGUGACGCUAACUUACUGCCUCAAAACUUGGUGCAUGCACAUGUGCACAUUAUGGUGUGAAUUGUGAACAAAAGUGGCAUGCAUUCAGACCAACUCACAACAUAAUUUAAAUAAAUUUAAAGUUCAUUUUAUAUGUACUUAUUCACUGAAGUAGUGGUCCCAUUUGGAACAUUUGAUGUUAAACCACUCAUCUUGGCCACGUUAAAAAAAAAAAAAAAAAAAGUAAGCUUGCAAGAGAGCAAAUUACCACAGACUGAAGAAACGGAGCCUAAAACUUCAAAAAGACAGAUGCGUUUAAAAAACUGAUUUAAGGGAUGAUUUUGUGGGAUGAGUACCGUAUUUUCCGGACUAUAAGGCGCACUGGACUAUAAACCGCACCAUUAAUGAAUCAUGUCCGAUUUUUUAUCUAAAUCAAAUCAUUCUCCAUUUUAUCUUUUUUAUUUCAACUUCAGACGCAACAAAUUACUUUAUAAUCA